AAGAAAAUCCACCCCCAAAAUCUCCCUGGCGGACGGCCGAAGCUGCCGCUGCUGCUUGUCGGUGCCGUGGCAGGCAUCGUCGCCGGCGCGGGGGAUUCGGUUCGGACGAGGAAGUAGUGGCACGGCGCCGGGGAUGGAGUGGGAAAAGCGGAGAGCCGGCGGGGGCGGCGGCGGCGACGCUGGUGACUCUGGCGACCGCGAGCAUGGAGCAACUUACUCACGGUGAGCGACUGCUGUUAGAUGACUACUUAAUUUAUCCGAAUUAGCGCAUAAAGGAAACCAAUUGCUUUCUUGCCAUGGCCGCCAUUGCUUUGCUUUGCCGGCCACUCAAGGAAGGAACCAGCUGCUCUUCCCCCCACCUAAAGGAAAAGAAGCGGAAUAAUGGCUUUCUUGCCAAGGAGCCCAAGCUAAGUACCCCCACCUAACCAACCUAAGUACACACACGCACACACAUUGUUGAUUAACCAAUCUAUAGCCUGAGCCUGAGAACAAGAAACACAAACCAUGGCCAUUGUACUCGAUGCCUUCGCGUCCUAUGUCGCUGACAUGCUCAAGCAGGUGGUGGAGGACGAGGUGGGGAUGCUGCUCGGCGUCACCGGCCAGAUCGACAAGAUGGGCGCCAAGCUUGGGGACCUCAAGAAGUUCCUGGCCGACGCCGAGAGGAGACGCAUCACCGACACCAGCGUGCAGGGCUGGGUGACCGAGCUCAAGCGCGCCAUGUACGACGCCACCGACAUCCUCGACAUCUGCCAGCUCAAGGCCAUGGAUCACCAUGCAGCAUCACGCAUGGGGUGCUGCAACCCGUUGCUCUUCUGCUUGCGGAACCCCCUCUUCGCCCACGAAAUCGGCACCCGCAUCAGGGCGCUCAACCAGAAGCUCGACGCCAUCAAGGAGCGAAGCGCUGCCUUCGGCUUCGACCUUGCUUCGUACGAGGACUCUAGCAGCAAGGUGCGUUCCUCUCGAUUAUCUACCAGUCGCGAGACAUCGUGGGAGCUCGACCGGUCAGGUGUGGUCGGGGAGAAGAUCGAAGAAGACACAAGGGCACUGGUAGAAAUCAUGGUGAGAAGACCUGAGGCGGAAACCAGCAACGCAGACAACAACAGAGUCAUGGUUUUUGCCAUUGUGGGUGUUGGUGGGAUCGGCAAGACGACCCUCGCUCGGGAGGUCUUCAACGAUGAAGCCAUAAAUGCCAAUUUCGACAAGAAGAUAUGGUUGAGUGUCAACCAAGACUUCGACAAGGUUGAGCUUCUUAGGACAGCCAUCACUCUUGCCGGGGGAAAGCACCGUAGUGAAAAAGUGUUGGCAGUGCUUUGGCCAAUCCUUAGUGAUGCCUUGACAGGGAAGAAGAUAUUCCUGGUGAUGGAUGACGUGUGGAGCCAUGAAGCAUGGGGUGAUGUGCUUGAAACACCCCUUAAUGAUGUGGCCCGAGGUAGCCGAGUCCUCGUCACUACUAGAGAUACAAGAGUUGCCCGUGGGGUGAAAGCUGUGCUCCCCUACCACCACAUCGACAAAUUAGAUGAUGAAGAUGCCUGGUCAUUGCUUAGGAAACAGGUAAUUUCAAGUGAGACAGAUGGACCUGAAGUUGAUAUGCUUAAGGAUAUUGGAUUGCAAAUUGCUGUAAAAUGUGGUGGUUUGCCUCUUGCUGUCAAAGUAAUGGGAGGACUGUUGUGUCAGAAGGAUAAACAACACCAUGAAUGGAAUAUGGUUCUGAAUGAUUCUAUAUGGUCGGCAUCUGAAAUGCCCGAAGAGCUAAACUAUUCAAUAUAUUUAAGCUAUGAAGAUUUACCUCCUUCCAUCAAGCAGUGCUUUCUAUACUACUCCCUUCUCCCUAAAAGUGCUGCGUGGUCUAAAAAUGGCAGUAUUGGUAUGUGGAUUAGCGAAGGGUUUCUUCAUGGAACCUCUGCUGACUUGGAAGAAUUAGGAAGCAAGUACUAUAAGGAGCUGAUUCUGAGGAACCUUAUAGAGCCAGUUACAAUAUGGUCUGAUCAGCAAGUUUGCAGCAUGCAUGAUGUUGUUCGCUCAUUUGCUCAAUUUGUGGCUAGAGAUGAGGCACUAGCAGCUCACAGUGGAGAUACUGGUUUCAUUAGUAAACUUAGUGCACACAAGUUCCUUCGGCUGUCUAUGGAAAAAAAAGUAUCAGAAUCAGAUGGGUUGGGCUGGAGUUCCUUACAUGCACAGAAGACACUGAGAACACUAAUAUUAGUUGGCCCUAUAUCUAUGAAGCCUAGUGAUUCGAUUGUUGAUUUUCCCUGCCUACGAACUCUACAUACAGAAUCUAUAGAUGUUGCUGUAUUGGUUGAGUCUUUGGGGAAACUCAAGCACCUGAGGUACUUGUUAAUACAGAAAUCCAAUAUAUCUAGUUUGCCAGAUAACAUUGGAAAUAUGAAAUUUCUGCAGUUCAUUGGCCUUGUAGAAUGCCAACAAUUUGUGAAAGUUCCACAUAGCAUUUUGAAGCUAGGGCAGCUGAGGUAUCUUAACUUUUAUGACUCUAGUGUAAAUAGUAUACCAAGGGGGUUCUGUGUUCUAACAAAUCUAAGGAAUCUGCGUGGGUUUCCAGCGCAGACAGAUGGUGUUUGGUGUAGUUUGGAUGAGUUAGGCCCUCUUUCUGAGCUCAGAUCUCUUGGAGUGCAGAGAUUGGAGAAUGUGUCCGUUACCUCGUCUGCGGCAAAGGCAAAGCUUGGUGAGAAAGUUCAUCUGACCCACUUGUUUUUAUACUGCAGCAGUAUAUUGGGAGAUGAUGGGCUGAUUAAAGAUGAAAAGGGUGUCUCUGAGGAAGAACAGCGACAAAUUGCGGGCGUGUUUGAUGAGCUCUGCCCUUCGCCUAGCUUAGAGUAUCUUGAUAUAAAUGGAUUUUUUGGCCGACGGCUCCCAAGGUGGAUGACGUCAAGAUCAGCAGCGGUCUUCAAGAGCUUGAGGAUUAUAUUGAUGUAUGAUCUAGCUUGUUGCACCCAACUACCCGAUGGCUUGUGCCAGCUCCCAUGUUUGCAGGAAAUUGACACCCGACGCGCUCCAGCCGUCAAGCGUGUUGGACCUGAAUUCCUACAGCCCCACUUAGCAACGGCUGCGUUUCCAAGAUUACAGAAGAUGUGUUUAGUUGAUAUGGUGGAAUGGGAGGAGUGGGAGUGGGAGGAGCAGGUGCAAGCCAUGCCUCUUUUGGAGGUGCUUGAGCUCGAAAAUUGCAGAUUGAGGUGUCUUCCUCCUGGCCUCGCCUCACAUGCGAGGGCUUUAAAGUCUAUAUCUGCACAAAAUAACCAGCACCUCAACUCACUAGAGAACUUUGCUUCUGUUGUUGAGCUGGAAGUGGCUAAAAGCCCCGACUUGGAGAGGAUCACUAAUCUUCCCAAUCUGCGGAAGCUUCAGAUCGAGGCUUGCCCAAAGCUGAAGGUACUGGAGGGUAUUUGUGUGCUCCAGAGGCUCGUAUUGGAGGAUUAUGCCAUGGAAACACUUCCUGAAUACAUGCGAGAUGUAAACCCAAGGCAUUUUGAGCUACGCUGCAGCCUGACGUUGCUCACUUCCAUAGCCGCGGGACAAUCUGGCCCUGAGUGGGAUAGGUUCAGUCAUAUCGACCAUGUCAAGGCGUAUGCACCUGAUGAGAACAAUACAAGGAAAUGGUACGUGUUGUACACGAGAGAGCCUUGCAGCUUGAUCACAAAUGUCAGCCACUCCACAUCUGCAGGGUAUGUAGAGGAGGACCAGGAAGUAGUUUCAUGAGUCCAUAGGUAUGAAGGGCAACAAGAAGUAGGCAGAAGAUUUCGGCAUUCUUUUGCAUGCAUCUUUCUGGGUUCUUGUGAAGGUGCAUCGAAAGAGACAGGUUGAAGGCAAGCAAGCUAGACGGGCCUUAUAACCAUCUUCACCUUGUUGGUUGGUCAUAUCAAGUGCGCUGCAGUGCGAUCCUCCUACAACAAAGACAAGCUCAUCAUUUACAAAACUCUGCGGCAAGACGAUGCCGGAUCAAAUUGCAACG
This is a messenger RNA of Triticum urartu, 3964 nucleotides long. Lineage: Eukaryota; Viridiplantae; Streptophyta; Magnoliopsida; Poales; Poaceae. The record is from RefSeq and is a predicted model, not a curated record.